Cucumis melo (muskmelon) is the source of this 3053-nucleotide messenger RNA. Its product is annotated as histone-lysine N-methyltransferase EZA1. Gene Ontology annotation, cellular component: PcG protein complex. Gene Ontology annotation, biological process: chromatin remodeling. NCBI's taxonomy places the organism in Eukaryota, Viridiplantae, Streptophyta, Magnoliopsida, Cucurbitales, Cucurbitaceae. The transcript has 17 exons. Gene Ontology annotation, molecular function: histone methyltransferase activity; protein binding. The coding region runs from base 119 to 2791 and encodes 890 amino acids. The record is from RefSeq and is a predicted model, not a curated record.
UCUUAGUGGAGCCACGUCACUUUCUUCUUUACGUGUCGGUUUUACACUAAAACUUUCCCUAAGCAGCUUCCUUAACCUCUCUUCUUCCCAGCUCCAGACCACACUCAAUGCGCCAGCCAUGGCCUCCACCAACACCAACCCAGUAGACUCCGGCGAAGAAAAUCUCACUGUUGCACUGGGAGACCAAUCUACAGUUGUUGUGUCUUUGACAAACCGUGUAAAUACGCUCAAACGGCAAAUUCAAGCAGAGAGGUUUGUUUCGGUAAAGGAAAAGCUUGAGAUCAAUGCUCAGAAGCUUGCAAGUAACGUUGCUCAGUCGAUGUCUACAACUUCUAGAAAUGCUCUAUCAGUUGUAGAAGAAAAUAGGAAUGGGAAAAUGCUUCUCUCGAGGAUGGAGUUUCCUCUCUGUAAGUUAUCCGGGAUUGCUUAUGGUGCUGGAGAUAAAGAUUAUAUCAACAAUCAGGAGGUUGUUUACUCUAUUAGUAUUAAACUUCCAUACAUUGAGAAGUUGCCUCCUUACACAACGUGGAUAUUUUUGGACAGGAAUCAGAGAAUGGCUGAAGACCAGUCAGUAGUCGGUAGAAGACGCAUUUAUUAUGAUCAGCACGGCAGUGAAGCCUUGAUCUGUAGUGACAGUGAGGAAGAGCUUGCAGAACCAGAGGAUGAAAAACAUGAGUUCUCUGAAGGUGAAGACCGUGUGUUAUGGAUAAUUAUUCAGGAACAUGGAGUAGGCGAGAAUGUACUUCAAAUUUUAAGCCAUUCUAUUGGCUGUACCACAUCAGAAAUCCAGGAGCGGUAUAAUGUGCUUAAGGAAAGGAAUUACAAAACAGAUUUGAGUUCUAAAGUUUUGGAAGAAUCUAUGUCUAAGAAGGGAAUAUCUUUAUACAAGAGCCUCAGUUCAACGUUAGAUUCUUUUGAUAACCUCUUUUGUCGUCGUUGUAUGGUGUUUGAUUGCCGUCUACAUGGAUGUUCUCAGUCAUUAAUCUAUCCAAAUGAGAAGCAGCUCUAUUGGUCUGAGCAUGAGGAAGAAAGAAAACCUUGCAAAAAUCAAUGCUUCCUUGAGCAAACAAAGAACAAACAUCCAGAACGAAGAAACAAGAGACCAAGGUCAUCGAAACCUGAAGAGUCAGGUGCUCAUCUGGAAUCUGACACCAUACAAGAUGAAAAAUCUCUUACUGGAAAACUAUCGUCCAGUAGAUCCAAAGAUAUUUCUGUUUCUGAGGUGACCGCAGGCAUGAAUUCAGAUAUAUCUAUAGAGACUGCAACCAAUCCUGGACCUGGGGCAAAGCAGAAGGCCUUGGAGCACCAAAUUAAUGAUUCAGUGUCAAAUGACCCUGAGUUAAUUUCUGAUAAAUUUCAAGAUAUCAAGAAACAAAAGAUGUUGCCAUCCAUGGAUGUUGCAAAUACCUCUACUGACACCAACCCUGAACUCAGUAGAAUCACCAGCAUCAAAAGCAGUCAAGAGGAUAUUCAUAGACUUCAAAAAAAUGAAUUUCGAAGGGAUGCAAUAACUUUAGGUGAAGCCAAUGAACAAACUAAGGAGAAAACUUCUCCCUCCAAUAUUGCUUCAUGUAAUAAUUUUCCGGAUACUGCCAGGUCCGACACUGUAGAAGCCACAGAAUUGUCAACAUCAAAGCUGUCAGCUGAAACUGUCAGUGAACCUGUUGAAGGAACGAGGGGAAAUUCUGAGUGGAAGCUCAUGGAAAAAGAAUUGUACAUGAAGGGAAUAGAGAUAUUUGGAAAAAACAGUUGCCUUAUAUCUAGAAACUUGCUUUCUGGAUUGAAGACUUGCAUGGAAGUGUUCAAUUACAUGCACAAUGGUGGUGCUUCAACAUCACACAGGUCAAGCAGCAUGCCAAGUUCAAAUGCAGAUGACAAUGGUGGUUCUGAUAUUGACUAUACGGUAUUGGAUAUGCGAAUUAGAUCACGUCUACUUCGUAAACGAGGAAAAGCACGGAAGCUCAAAUAUUCUUGGAAGUCUGCUGGUCAUCCGUCUUUUUGGAAAAGGAUUGCUGAUGGGAAAAAUCAAUCUUGUAAGCAAUAUACACCAUGUGGAUGCUUGUCUUCAUGUGGAAAACAAUGCCCUUGUCUUCACAAUGGGACCUGCUGUGAAAAAUAUUGUGGGUGCUCAAAAAGUUGCAAAAAUAGGUUCAGGGGAUGCCACUGUGCCAAGAGUCAAUGCAGAAGCAGGCAAUGCCCAUGUUUCGCUGCUGGACGUGAGUGCGAUCCCGAUGUAUGCCGAAACUGCUGGGUCAGUUGUGGUGACGGUUCAUUGGGAGAGCCACCUAGACAGGGAGAUGGUCAGUGUGGUAACAUGAGACUCCUCCUAAGGCAACAGCAGAGAAUUCUCCUGGGUAAGUCUGAUGUUGCUGGAUGGGGAGCGUUUUUGAAGAACUCUGUCAACAAGAAUGAUUAUCUUGGGGAAUAUACAGGAGAACUAAUCUCACACCGGGAAGCAGAUAAACGAGGAAAAAUUUACGAUCGUGCAAACUCUUCCUUCCUUUUCGACUUGAAUGAUCAGUAUGUUCUGGACGCCUACCGUAAAGGAGACAAGCUAAAGUUUGCAAAUCAUUCAUCGAACCCCAACUGCUAUGCAAAGGUAAUGUUGGUGGCAGGAGAUCAUAGGGUAGGAAUUUUUGCCAAGGAGCGAAUUGAAGCUACUGAAGAGCUUUUCUAUGACUAUCGCUAUGGACCCGAUCAAGCGCCUGCGUGGGCUCGAAGACCUGAGGGUUCCAAGAGAGACGACACCUCAAUUUCGCAAGGGAGAGCUAAGAAACACCAAUCUCAUUGAUUUUCCAUUUAAAAAGGUUUGGAUGCACAAACCAUGUCCAUGUUUGCUUAUUAGAACUGUGAAUGUGUUUGUCAAAUAAGGAUGGGUGGGUGCUUUUAAGAAGUUAUAGAAAUAAUCAUACAUGUCAAUAAUACAGUAUUGUUUUAGAGGAAUGAUACAAUACCCUAAUAAAUUGUGGGAAAUAAUGUAUAACAUUAUAUGUAAUUGUAUACCAAAUUUAGAAUCAUUUUAUGCAAGUCGGGAAAUCCGAUUUGCACGUCAA